CCGGUGCGUUGCCUCGCGAACCGCCACGCCUAUCCUCUUCAACUACCCUACGUCUACGACACAAACUUCACCAUGAGGGAAUGCAUCUCCGUCCACAUCGGCCAAGCCGGCGUUCAGAUCGGCAAUGCCUGCUGGGAGCUGUACUGCCUGGAGCACGGCAUCCAGCCCGAUGGACAGAUGCCCUCGGACAAGACCCUGGGCGGAGGAGACGACUCAUUCAACACCUUCUUCAGCGAAACCGGAGCUGGGAAACACGUGCCAAGAGCCGUGUUUGUUGACUUGGAACCUACUGUUGUUGACGAGGUCCGAACCGGCACGUACCGGCAGCUGUUUCACCCAGAACAGCUUAUCACUGGCAAGGAGGACGCGGCCAAUAACUAUGCGCGCGGCCACUACACCAUCGGCAAGGAGAUCGUGGACGUCGUGCUGGACCGCAUCAGGAAGCUGGCCGACCAGUGCACCGGCCUGCAGGGCUUCCUGGUGUUCCACUCGUUCGGAGGCGGCACCGGCUCCGGCUUCACGUCGCUGCUGAUGGAGCGCCUGUCCGUGGACUACGGCAAGAAGUCAAAGCUCGAGUUCUCCAUCUACCCCGCACCACAGGUGUCAACAGCGGUGGUGGAGCCGUACAACUCGAUCCUGACCACGCACACGACCCUGGAGCACUCGGACUGCGCCUUCAUGGUGGACAACGAGGCCAUCUACGACAUCUGCCGCCGCAACCUCGACAUCGAGCGCCCUACCUACACCAACCUCAACCGGCUUAUUGGACAGAUCGUAUCCUCCAUCACAGCCUCGCUGCGCUUCGACGGCGCUCUCAAUGUGGACCUAACCGAGUUCCAGACCAACUUGGUGCCGUACCCGCGCAUCCACUUCCCGCUGGCUACAUAUGCGCCAGUCAUCUCGGCGGAGAAGGCCUACCACGAGCAGCUGACGGUUGCUGAGAUCACCAACGCCUGCUUCGAGCCCGCUAACCAGAUGGUGAAAUGCGACCCGCGCCACGGAAAAUACAUGGCUUGCUGCAUGUUGUACAGAGGCGACGUAGUGCCCAAGGACGUAAACGCAGCCAUCGCGACCAUCAAGACGAAGCGCACCAUCCAAUUCGUGGACUGGUGCCCGACAGGCUUCAAGGUGGGCAUCAAUUACCAGCCGCCCACCGUGGUGCCGGGCGGCGACCUGGCCAAGGUGCAGCGCGCCGUCUGCAUGCUGUCCAAUACCACCGCCAUCGCCGAGGCUUGGGCUAGACUGGACCACAAAUUCGACCUGAUGUACGCGAAGCGUGCCUUCGUCCACUGGUAUGUCGGCGAGGGUAUGGAGGAGGGAGAGUUCUCGGAGGCCCGUGAGGACUUGGCGGCUCUGGAGAAGGACUACGAGGAAGUCGGCGUUGAUUCCACGGAGGGAGAACUCGACGAGGAGAACGAGUACUAAACGCGGGAUAUAUGCGUUGAGGCGUGCUAUACGAGUACAACUGCUAAACGACAUCAAGGAUUGAAAUGGACAUGGAAUACGGAAAACUUUGGCAAAUCUGGUCUGAGUCAAAAUGGACAAAGAAUUUCUGAGGGCUCCACGAAAAAAGAACGUCUGAUCCCAUUCAUCUAAUGGUGGAGCUAAACUACCACGGAAAACUGGUCUCAACGAACUUCUCGAGGACUUUUAUCUACUGUGGAGCCGAACUGUAGUCUCCAACAAAGUUUUACAGGAUCCACCCAGAUCAAUCUGAGAUUCUAUGGAUUGAGGGCAUAUAAGUGGUUCGGCAGAUUUGAUUCGACAGUUAUGUUGAACUUUGAAGCCUUCCCAAUGGCCUGUAUGUAUACUCUACCUACACAAUACCACCCUGUGCGGAUUAGUCAGCUAUGUAUAGCACCCCUAAAACGUUGCGUUCUCCACAAACUGACACGCGUCGUGUCGUAAGGCCAUGCCGUAAUUUGCUAGUUAUAAUAGUUACUGGUGCGUAUACCUUAAUAAUAACUGUAAAAUUGGUCAACUCGAAUCAUUGAAUUAUUUUAUCACUUUUAGAAGAUCGAUUGGAUCAAUUCCAAGCUACCUUUAUUGUAAACCCGUGCAGUAAAUAAUGGGAGUGCAAAUCAGAGCUGUUCUUCUUGCUCACUCGUUACACUGAAAGAAAGAGAGGCACAGAUAAGUUUUCAGUCCAAUUACUUACGUAAGCGGGUAGUAAAAUUAAUUUUAAGAAAUAUGUGAGUUUGAACGUGUAUGAGGUUGCUAACAGUACAAACUUUUGGAAAAUAACUUUCACAACUGAAAUGCAAAGUUUGCGUCUGUAACAGUGAAUUGGUUUGUUGCAUUUAUUAAUUAUAAAAUUCGUGAUAAUAAUCUAACAUUCGUAAUUUAAGGCCUCUUGUAAUAUGAACUUAACUUAUUGAGAUUUUAUUUUAUUGUGCUUCGUAUGAAGACGUAAUUUUGUAUGUUAGAGGAUAAUUUAAUU
Ostrinia furnacalis (Asian corn borer) is the source of this 2440-nucleotide messenger RNA. It is a transcript of the gene Tua2, whose product is annotated as alpha-tubulin. The record is from RefSeq and is a predicted model, not a curated record. NCBI's taxonomy places the organism in Eukaryota, Metazoa, Arthropoda, Insecta, Lepidoptera, Crambidae. Gene Ontology annotation, cellular component: microtubule. Gene Ontology annotation, molecular function: structural constituent of cytoskeleton; GTP binding. Bases 73 to 1425 code for a protein of 450 amino acids. The transcript has 9 exons. Gene Ontology annotation, biological process: microtubule-based process.